Morchella sextelata is the source of this 366-nucleotide messenger RNA. RefSeq lists its product as uncharacterized. The record is from RefSeq and is a predicted model, not a curated record. Gene Ontology annotation, cellular component: core mediator complex; mediator complex. Lineage: Eukaryota; Fungi; Ascomycota; Pezizomycetes; Pezizales; Morchellaceae. Gene Ontology annotation, molecular function: transcription coregulator activity. The transcript is spliced from 3 exons. The coding region runs from base 1 to 366 and encodes 121 amino acids. Gene Ontology annotation, biological process: regulation of transcription by RNA polymerase II.
AUGUCACUAUCACAACAACCCUACACUCGCUUCGAGAUCGAGCUUGAGUUCGUUCAAUGCUUGGCCAAUCCCUUCUACCUGAACUUUCUCGCACAUUCAAAGGUCCUUGACGAUGAGCGCUUCGUAAACUACGUCGUCUAUCUCGAGUACUGGCGCAAGCCCGAAUAUGCCAAGCUCCUGACCUACCCCGUGCACUCCCUCGCUGCUCUUACACUCCUUCAACAGCCACAGUUUCGUGCGGACAUAAUGAACCCCGGGGUCGCUCAGGAAAUGCUCAACGACGUUGUCACUAGCAUGAACCCCGAGACCGACCCCGGCCCAUUGCCAACCAACGAGAUCGUGGUCCAGCAGCAGAAUGGCAACUAG